Molecule: messenger RNA, 2027 nt
Organism: Cyclopterus lumpus (lumpfish)
Lineage: Eukaryota; Metazoa; Chordata; Actinopteri; Perciformes; Cyclopteridae
Exons: 3
Coding region: 273-2027 (584 amino acids)
Source: RefSeq, a predicted model, not a curated record
GAGGUUGUCAAGGAAAAGGAAAUUAAAGGAGUAAGCAAGAUUGUGCCUGCAACACCGAUUCACCGAGAAUACAGCCGAGUUUAAAAGAAGGCAGACAUGGUUGGACACGAACUGGAGGAGAGAACAAGGCGCGAAUAAGGAAACAAAGCAUCAGCAGCCAACCUUGGCCACCUUAUCGUUUCCAUCUAUAUACGGAAACCACUGGAUUAUUUAUACGCCUCUCCGCCUCGCUCUGUGUGUGAGAGAGGGAUUGCUCUGCGCUCAGCCUCAACAUGCCGUGUCCUGCUGCUGUCAGUGCAGCUGCUGCGGCUGUCUGGCUGCUGGCCGUGCUGGGCCCGGGGCUGUCUCUUCCAGCUGAGGACGACUCUGAGCCAGUCGACAGCCUCUGCUCCCACUGCUUCUACAGGCAGACGCCUCCUCGGGGAGCCUCUGCAGGGUUGCUCUGUCACAGCCUGCCUGAGGGACAGGCGUUCGCCACUCUGUCCAAACCGGCCUGUGGCACUGCCGUCUUCUCUGCCUUCCAUCUCAGCCGCAGACGGGCAGAGAAGGAGGGGGAAGAGCUCGUGGAAGAAGAAGAAGAAAACAUUAAAGUAUCCGUACCAGCCCUUCUCAGAGGAGACGAGGAUCCUUCUCAUCCUGUCUCGCCCACAGACUGCACGCUUCAACACUGGGACUCAAGAGUCACAACACUAGUCCAGUCAAGCAUCUCUCCCCGGUGCAGCACCUUAGGGGGUGAUCUCUACAUCCUGACCGGUGCAGGGGGUCUCGGGGCUGCUGACGAGUGUCAGACAAAGCCACAGUGGUCUGCAGUGUGCUGCGCCGUCCCAGAGGGGAAGAGUGGCUUCAGUAUGGGGUUAAUCAGGGAGACAGGGGAAGGGGAGAGGCAAGUGACCGUGAAGGAGCUGGAGGAGAUUCUCGGAGGGGCAGAGCUGUUCUCAGAGGGCUGUGGAGGAGCAGACGGGGGGAUGGUUGGAAUCAGAGUUGAUCUUCACAGUGAGGGGCUCCCUGGAAACAUAGACAAGCUGGAUGCAGAUCUUACUAGUGAAAACACAGGAGAUAAAGAUGUAGAUUCAAACACUGCUGGUCGAGUCACCGAAGGAGAGGAAGUUGGUUCAGGUGCCACUGAAGGAGAGGAGGCUGGUUCAGGUGCCACUGAAGGAGAGGAGGUUGGUUUAGGUGCCACUGAAGGAGAGGAGGUUGGUUCAGGUGCCACUGAAGGAGAGGAGGUUGGUUCAGGUGCCACUGAAGGAGAGGAGGUUGGUUCAGGUGCCACUGAAGGAGAGGAGGUUGGUUCAGGUGCCACUGAAGGAGUCGAGCGGCGUGAAGUGACACAUUCAAGAGCUGUCAGAUCAGGGUCUUCUGAGUCCUCAGCUGACCAUGAAACUGUGGAUAAACCAGAGACGGACACAAAUUCCAGCAGCACUCUGGUGUAUGUCCUCUCCACCACCUUGUCCAUCCUUAAAGCUCCGCUGCACCCAGUGUUCUCCACUGUCACUAAGUUACCUGGACAGGUGACAUACGUUCUUCAGGAAGACCUUGGGGUUCUGUCGGCACUUCCUGGUGAAACCUACUCCCUAUUUCACCUCUUGACUUCUGACCUCUUGUCUUGGACCGGCUCAGCUGGAGAAACGCUACUGGGUAUUGGGGAAAACGGCUGCUCCAGCAUCUACUACUGCUCCUCCUCCAUGCUGGGGGCCCUGUUGAACAGCUGCCACACUGGGGUCACCGGCAUGGGCACCCUGGCUGGAGACACAGUGGGGAUAUUUGGCGACGCGUUGGAUACUACUUGGUGGGUGACCAAGUUCUUCGGAGGCCGGCUGUGGAAGCAGAGCGAGGGUUACGUAGGAACAGUGAUGUCAGAGAUGGGGGGUCAGGUGAAAGCUGUCGGUGGAGGGUUGGGGAGGCUGGUGUGGAACAGUGGAAAGGGGGUGGGUAACGUGUUCAGACUGGGAGGGGGUUUAAUAUUGGGGACGGUUGAUAUAGUCUCUGGUGCGGUGAAAGGGGCUUAUGGGCAGGAAUCAGAAUGA